AGCAUUAAAUAUCAAAAUGUGAAAAUAUAAAAAGUACGAAAAUUUUUAAAAUAUUAAAUAAAUAAUAAAAAAAUAUUAAAAAUUCUAAAAAGCUAUAAUUAAAUUCGGAAAAUAAAUGUCUAUACCAGUUUGUCAGCAUAUAGGUAAGCUCAGAAACGAGUGUGAACACGCAUACGGUUCUGCUAAUAGUUAUACGAGAAGACAUUAUGAAGACCCCGACUAUGUGGAUGAGAAUGCAUGGGAAUUCAUACGCACGUUCAGCGAUCAGACGCAUAAAAACUAUUUGUUAGCACGUCACUUGAAGGCCACUUCGAAUGGGCAGUGGAAAACAUUGCAAUGGCUUAUGCAAGGAGAUCUGGAUGCGGUCUUAGACAAGCGUAUGGCCCACAAGACAUCAGGAACAGGUGUAAGAACCGCGAGGGCUGGUGAAUGUUGUGACGACUCAACAAGGACGGAUAAGUCAAUAUUCGUGCCACUCACGAGCUAUUUUGGUCCGGAAAGAAUUGAAGAAUUUGUCGCACAGGGGCAGGGUUCCCAGCAUCUUUUGGAUUUCGCUGUGAAGAAAAUGAAAAAUGAGAAAUUGGAUAUGGAUGUUCACGCUAAUGAAAACAAAAAUAUAGAAACAUUUCCAGAUAAUGAUCCGAAUCGCAUAAAGUAUGGAAAUAAGAUUACAGACAUGCUAAUGAAGCGCGCUCUAGGCACUACCGGAUUUGCGCGUAUUGAUGAUGAUCUCGAGCGCGUUGGCCGCAAGAGAUACGGACUAGAAUUGGAGCGCAUAGGUCGUAUUAAAAGCAUUACCGAAUUGAAGCACCGUCCAACAGCUGAUUAUUUCACAAAUUACCAGCGAAAUGCAGAGAAGAAUCAAAUGAAAAAUUUCAUAAAAACUAUCGACCAAUUCUAUACAAGUGCUGUCGAACCGCAGCCUACGGAUGUAGACAGUAUCGAAAGGUUGACGCAAACACUAGAAGAGGAAUUCUAUAGAACUUUCUCAUAUCACAGACCCUCAUACGGAAAACGGGAUCCAUCAAAGCUUCGUCUGUCUGCGAUUAUCAGAAUGUUAAAGAGUAUGCCGGGCUAUGCAGCUUUCCAUAGUGUCUUGUAUCAUGAGCCAUUUGAUCGCGACAAACCAUGGACCUGGAUGCGGACUUUCCCGAAACGUAUACCCAAUGAGUAUUUAAAGAGAAUAUCCGAAAAUAUAUUAAACGAUAUGAAAAAGUGGAAACGCCAACAAAAGAUUAUUGCCAUGACAUAUUCCAAAGGCAAACGAGUUAUAGAUAUUACAAAAAAUAAGCGACAGCAGAAGAAACGUGGACGGCGGAAUGUGAAAACCCGAAACCAAAACGAAGACUUGGACGAUGACGAUGAUAUUUAAGUGUGCGAAGUUCCACACUAUGCGCGGGGUUGUGAUUAGAGGUUGAAAGCGUUUUUUUCUUUUGCAUCACUCGAAAAGUUUUGGGACUAAAAUUCUACAGUUGCGAUUUUUUGAGACAAAAAUCUUUCUGACUCUAUGUUCAUGUGUUCAAAAAAUGACCAUUCCCAAAAAAAUGUGGAAUAGUAAUUUUUGGGAAAAAGUUUUUGAGACUUUUUAAGUCAAAAUGCUUGGAAAAACAUUAGUCUUUAAACACCAUAUUAUUGAUCAUUUAAAAAGCAUUUAAACUGUUUAGGAAUAGAGAUAUAUAAUUUUUGGACAUACAUUUUUGAAUAGACUUUUUUGGAACACAAUUCUAAACUGAAAUUUUUAACCGAAGUUCGAUUUUUCAGUAGAUACUUUUUGGGUCAACGAAGCCUUCUCACUUCUACCUAAUAUUGAAAACGGGGUUUAUGGAUAUAUUUUAGAACCAACUUGUUUUCUUGAAUUCUUAUGAACCUAUAGCAGGUUAAUGUGACGAAAAUUAAGAAUAUGAAACAAAUGACAUUUUCGUAGAACUGUUUGUAUAUUUCAUAAUUCGAAAUUUUCAUAAUUAAAAUAAAAAAAAUUGUUUACGUUUCUAAAAAAUUGGAUUAAAUUUAAUAAAAACCCCAUAUAUACCCUACUUUUCUCGCUGGCAUCUGGCGGUAAGUGAUUGAACAUGUGCACGCGCCGAAAGCUCGUGGACGAACACCUUAGAUGCGCUCGCAGAAAUAAAUAUUCGCGCAGACAGCAAGGCAAGUCAGCGAAUGUCAGUGCAGACAAGGCGAAUUGCUUAAAGACUGCAUGUAUUGAUGAAAGUCGACAGCGUCCCUUACAAGCCACGACGCGUUUAACGACAUCAACACAGUCCCGACCGCAAAAAAUGCGGCAUAAAACUGGUUUCCAGAAGAGAUUAGUCAAGAAACGGCGCAAAAAGCGUCGAGCCAAAUGUAAAAAUAAGAUUAAAGAGGCACCUUCUAUACCGUUUACCGCCUGUUUCGCCGCUGAUGGACGAUGUGUCCCGUGUAGCGGUGCGUUUGAUGAAGAUUGUAAGAUUAACUGGAGACCGUUGGGUCAUGCUUUACGAGCCGCCUGCACUCUGUCGCCAGUACGGGGCGCUGGCGGCUGCUCCGGGUUUCAAAGAUCACAACCCAAACCCAGCGCACCGCAGUCUCCCGCUGCAUUUCUAGAUCAGCAAAAAGUUAGGGUGGCCGCUGAACCCAGUUAUAGAGCCAAUAUCAGUUAUCGGUCGAAUAAUUGGAAGCCAGCUGCACAGGUUGUGAGAACUACACGUGCUUCCAGGAGUAAAGGUGGCGCUGUUGUCACUGGACUUUGUACUCGAAACAAACUUGCUUGUCCCCAAGCAGCAUCAAAUAGUAAUCGCGGUUUGGAAGAAGCUUGCAACCCAUAUAUUGGUCUAUUGUACACCAAAGAAGAGACAUAUAAAAGUUGUCCUCAAACCUGGAACACUGUAAACUACAGAAGAGCGCACGGUGAUCGGAGAGUUUCUUCCGCUUGGAGAGCAAAGCAAACAACGGCAAAAGAGAAUCAAGAGUUCGCAUGGCUAAUCAAUCAGUUAUCUAGUCAUUAUACCUACGUAAAUGAAGACGAUGCCAUAAAAGAGUACGAAAUGCAAAAUAGAAUGUUGCAGGACUUGACAUCGUCGACAAUGUACCAAGAGCCUUAUUUGGAGAAUCCUUUGACUUGGAUGUCGGUUUUACCCACCAAUGUUGUCAAUAAAUAUCUAAGACGUUACUCUGAUUGAUGGAAGUAUCAAGGGCAUGGAAAUAAAAUGGAGGUACAAGCAGUUUUCAUAUUUCGGAAACUCUUAGAAUCCGAAUUUCGAGUAUAUUUGGGAUAUCAAUCGAUCAAAAUAAAAAUAUACCUAAUUGGAAAUGGGACCAAAAUUUUGGGACAAAAAAAUUGCUUUCUUAAAAUAUCGAGAAAUUUUUAUGAGACAGGACGUUUUAUAGAUGAAGGAACUUUCUGGGACAAGUACUCGACAACAAAAAAUUUGAAAUUUUGUAUAUUGCGCACACUGUUUUGAAACAUUAUUUUUCAUAUUGGCAACUCUUGAUUUAAGUUGAAUUUUCCGAGUUCGUUUGGCAACCCUUAAAUAUUAUUUUCGGAGUUUCAAAAAAUAUUUUCAACAAAUGUUUUCAUAAACUCCAAAAUAUUUGGCUCAUACAUUUGGAAAAUCUUAGAAAAAAUUCAAAAUUAUAAGUUAUCAUGUCAGUUCCAAUUUGCCGAUCAUGCUGCGCGAAGACUGGACGAACCGUUUUAAUAAACAGUUUAAGCAAGUGUCCAGAUACCGGUCAAAGUAAUAGGCAAUUUUCAAAGCAUCCCAACCAAAUUAGUAGAGAUGAAUGGAACUUCAUACGUAACUUUGGAAACGAAAUGUACAAAAACUAUCUGCUAAUGCGAAGCCUCAAGAAGGAUAAAACGUGUAAUUCAAGGCUUUCACAAGGUCUGCGCCCGGCUACUGCUGGAAAAUUCGUACCAGAAAAGACGGCGAAAAAGGCGGUUAAAAAGAGCAGACUAAAGGUCUUGCCGAGUAUACCAUUUAUACAUAAUUUCGAUUUUUUGAAGAAACUUAAUUUCGUCGUCGGUGCGGGUGCCGGUGCCGCUCAACUAAGCAUACCUCUAAAGGCGCAACAGCUAAGGACAUAUGAAGAUAGUAGUGGCGGAAAACUUCGAGCCGCUGGUAAAUUUCCAAAGAUUGCUACAACGGUGUCCCAACCGUUCUACAAAUUAGCUAGUGGCGGACCGGUAAACGCUGCCAGCCCGGUGCUCGAUCGCCUCCCUGCAGUUGGAAGAGUGCACGCAAAUUGGUUUGGACAUGACAUCGGAUAUAAAAUGGCGCCUGGAACUGGAGCUGUCGCACUCGAUUUCGUAACAAGUCCGACAGCUGCACUUACAGGACAACGUAAUGAAGCGUUGGAAUCUAAAAUACCCAAAGAGGGUUUUAGAACCAAAACGUCAACAAAGACUAAAGAUCCACGUGGGAUUGGUUUCGUUAGCAAAUAUAGAGCUUUCGGUUAUUCCGAUGGACAAGAGCGAAAUUUGAGAUAUUAUGAUUUAAUGCGUAUGGAAAGUUUUAGACGAAAACGAGCGGAUCUCUUAAAGUACGGCUUUGCACCCGGUAUUAUGAGAGAUUUUGGACUUCCAAUGUACACAGGUGAAGUGCCAGACGAAUUAGGGUACGUAGAAGAUGAUGCUGCAUAUAUACAGCACAUUGAUCACCUAGAUCCAGAAUCUUUUCGGUAUGCGGCGGAUACGCGUCAAAAUUAUUUGAAUCCCAACGAUGGUGACAUUGGCGACUGUAAGUCGCUAUUUCCUCCCCAAGGUAAAACACCUAUAAAUGCUGCUCGUCUAGGUAAUAAAGAAGCUAUUAAGUAUUUAACACGCAUUGGAGUUCUCCCGGAAGCAAAUGUCAAGGGAACUGUGGAUGGGUCACAGAGUACAAAAGCGAGAUCCACUGGUGGUCUUACUAACGAUAGACACAGUAAAUAUGUCCCAUUUGUUGAAUUUCCUCGACAGGCAUUACAUAGUGACCUUGAAGAUAUGGAAGCGUAUGAAUAUCUAAGGCAUUUUGGUGGCCAUCUGCAUGGAAAUUUCGCGAGAACAACAAGUGGUUUAAGAGAGUUUGAAGAUUCUAACUAUUUACGACAUACUGCUGAUCUUCAGCGAGAUUCUAUGGCUGAUGCUGCUGGAAUGUUUGACAGCGCAAUGCCUUCCAAAUAUUUGCUGUAUGGAGGCGAACCACGUCAAAGUAAAAAGGCGGAUUAUUACAAACAAUUCAGACAGUUUGGAGACCCGCGGCAUGGAACUUUUGUAGGCACUGCUGGCUUGGGUUACGUGGAUGAAUUUGAUUACCCGUAUCGUACUGUGGAACCUCGCCUAGUUGAUAUGAUGGGUCCUGCAUACGGUAUGGGAGAUGUUGAAGCAACUCGAUAUUUGAAAGACACCGGAGACAGGUCUGGCGAGUUUGAGCGUCGCAAAUAUACUAGUCGUACGCAAGCAAAUGUUUCUGCAGCUGCUACAGCCUCAAAAUAUAUUGGAAAUUCUGGUUACUUAAGAGAAAAUAGAAUACAUCGUCGUAGAAAAGUUGGUCCAUUUACGAACAAAAAAUUUGCAAGGUAUCUGGGACAGACUGGAGUUCCUGGUAUUGUUGGUGCUACUGGUGGUCGUGAUAAUUUUACGAACAAAAAAUUUGCAAGAUAUCCGGUACAGCCUGGAGUUCCUGGUAUUGUUGGUGCUACUGGUGGUCGUAAUAGCUUUGAAGUAAUAAAAAGACCUUCUAUAAAUUUAAGAACGAGUCAAACGGUUCGUCGAGAAACUGGUUUCUUUACCCAAGAACCACCACGGUAUAUACGACACACCCUAAUACCACGACGUGAGGAUUCAAGUGGAAUUGAAGCUGAUUUGGCAUACAUUAGAGAGAAGCGCUUACAUAAACAAUCUAAAACAGCGGCAGAAGGACCUUUAAUGCACACUAGAUUUCCCGGAUAUGAGGGACGUACUUUUGGAACUUUACCGGCAAAAGCUGGACUUGGAAGUAUAAGACGUUCUUUUAUUCCUUAUACUCAAACACGUAGAUUUGGAAGUUUUCCUGGUUAUAACUUCAGGGACCCUCGGUUUUCAAGAUACUCUAGACCACCUCGUCAGGGUACAAUAAAUGACUUCCGAUACGGCGAAGCUGCUAAAAAUAUGAGAAGUUUCAGGAUGCCUUUCCAAAGACCACCUUAUUUAGAUUAUUUUCGAGAUUCUACUUAUUCAAGACAUCCUAUGAUACGUCGCCGAAAAAGAUUUACAAGAUAUGGAGACAAAAUCUCACAGAAUUUCGAAGCAAAUUCCUUUGGGGGAGAUCCUUAUGGAAUGGGUUAUUUUGAAACACCUAGUGGAAAUAUUCAAACUGAUCCACUUUUAGGUAGUCGUUUCGGUAAGCAACUACGAAAAUCUGAAAAGAAUGUGGAUCAAGAAAAUGAAAAUAUGCAAAUAUUGGCCGAUUUUUUAGCACAAGAACAAGAAGGCUAUAUUUAUGAUCCCGGCUACACAGGACAUUUUCAUCCAUUUUACAGUAGAUACAAGGACUCUGUUAAUUAUGGCCUGAACGAAUUACAUCAGCUCAAUACAGUUAUACUUAGCCCAGAAGAACAACGGGAACGUGAUAGCGCGCGACUAAAAAGUCUGAACUUAUUUUAUAAUAUAAUAAACUUCCCAGACAUGGAAAUGGAGGUUUUAGUGCCGGAAGACACUACCUCCUUUGAUUAUGACAGAGAGGCAAAAUUGGCACAUAUUGAAGAAAAGAAGCUCUCUUUAAUACAUGUGGCGAAGCUCUUAAAAGGUGAUCGCAAGAGGAGAUUCUUUCCAGUUGUCUUCCAUGAACCAUUUGAUAAAGAGAAACCCUGGACAUGGAUACAGAACUUCCCUAUAAGAAUUCCAAAUGAAGUUUUAAAACGGCUCCCGGCGCACUUAUUGCAAUCCCUAAAAACUUGGCAACGUCAGCAAGCACUUAUGUGGGAGAAACCUAUAGAAGAAAUCCCACUGACAUUAAAGCGUGAUAAAAAAAGACGGCGUGGAAGCAAAUAAUGUCUUUCUUAUACAAUAAUGUUCCACAAAAUAUAUUUCAAAUUAUGCCUGUU
Messenger RNA from Zeugodacus cucurbitae (melon fly), 7035 nucleotides. RefSeq lists its product as uncharacterized. Bases 3620 to 6982 code for a protein of 1120 amino acids. The record is from RefSeq and is a predicted model, not a curated record. Lineage: Eukaryota; Metazoa; Arthropoda; Insecta; Diptera; Tephritidae. The transcript is spliced from 2 exons.